This is a messenger RNA of Globicephala melas (long-finned pilot whale), 5687 nucleotides long. The record is from RefSeq and is a predicted model, not a curated record. Lineage: Eukaryota; Metazoa; Chordata; Mammalia; Artiodactyla; Delphinidae.
CCCAGGGGAACGGUGGGCGGGAGUCCCGAGGCCCUGCAUCCGUCCGGCCCACCUGCCCGGCUCUGCCCGCCCUCCAGAGCACGUCAGUCACCCACGGGCCAGGGAGCUUUGUCCCCAUCUUGCAGAUGAAGACACUGAGGCCUGGGGGAGGCGCAGGGCCCUGGGGGCGAGUUCCGGGGUUCCUGCCCUGCCUCAGCCUCGCUGACGACAGGAUCUUUGUUCCCCCCGAACGCCCAGAAGCAUCACCCUGUGAUUUGAUAGAGCAGAGCUGGGAGCAGUUGGUUUGGGGACAUCCUGAGCCAUCAGGGCUGGUCGGGGAAGCACCCGUCAGGUGCUUUAGUCGAGAGAAUUUAACAUCGGGCCUCAGACAGGGGAUGAGUGAGCAAGAAAUCGAGAAGGGGGCCCGGCGAACACAGACCUGCAGGCGGCAACCCCCCUGCCCCCCUAACCUGGGGCUAGGGGAGGAAAGGAAGGAGAUUGGGGUUAUGGAACCUGGAAGCUCAGGGGAGGGGCUCCGAGAUCUGGGACCCUGCCCGCUGGGGACGGGGUGCUGGCUCCUCCAGGAGGUGCGACCACGAUGCUGGUUCUGGGGGUGCCGGAGGAGGGGGACGCUGGAUGCCCUGGGUGCUGCCGGCGGGAGCAGCAAGGUGACGGGAGACAGCGGGCCCCCAGCCCGUGCCUCCGCCUCCUUCCCGCUAGGCAGGGGCGGCCGAUGAAGGAGAGGUGUCAGUGGCGGGUCCUGGCCCGGCUCACAGCAGGGCCGCAGGGCGGUGGAGGGCGCAGUGCCCCCUGCAGCCCCUGUGCCUCCGCCGUGGCCCUGUAGGAGCGCGACAGCACAUGCUUCUCCCUGAGAAGGUGCUGCCAUCUUCGUACCAAGGAGGCGGCCCUCACCCGCCCCAGAAGGCGGACAGACACCAGCCUGACCACCGCCGGCCCUACUUCUGAGUGACCGUCUCAUGUCACCUGAGCAUUUGUCACCUUAAGGCUGGACUGUGAACCUCAGCACCACCAAGGGGCCUUGCGUGAGAUUAGGAAGGGGGGAGGGGAAAGGGGGCCACUGCUGGAUACAAACCUGUGUCUGUGUAACUGGCCCGCAGGCCUUGUGUGGUUAGUGGCCCAGGAGCCCAGCUGCCCCCUGCCCCAGCCCCACAUGCCUUGGGUCCCCUUGUACGGGGACCCAGACUGGCUUUUUAUUACUGGAGUUUGGCGAUAAUUUUUCAUGUUGGGCGCAGACCUCCCUGCCCCUCUGGGCAGCAGCAUCCCAAUCUGUCCUUGGUGAUUGGAGCUUUUUUGCCCGCACUGGCCCCCAGCCCUCUUUUCAUGAACAGCUGUGGUCCAGCCCAGUGGGCCCAGCGUGCGUCCCUGGUAGAAGCAUCUUGGGAGCGGAUGCUUCUGGACCGGCAGGGCCCGGGAUCGUGGGGUGGGGAGUGGUGUCGCUGCUCCCAUUUGUCCUAGUGCUCAGAGGGGUUUUCCCACCCCACGAAGGGCUGUCCCCCUCACCCCCCCACCCCGUCCCGCCUCAGGGCCACCAGGCCCUCCCACAGGCCAGCUGCUUCGGGGUAGGUCCAUGGUAAGGUGGGAGCUGUGGGCCGUGCCCGGGUUGGAUGCAGCAUUGGUCCUGAGGCUCAGACGGUGGUCCAGGGAGAGGCCUGGAGGGCAGGGCAGGCAGAGCCCAUAACCCCCGCCUGCAUGUCCGCUGAGGACAGCUGAGGGCCUUGCUUGGGGAGGGGCUGGUGUGUCCCCGCGGGGGCGCCUGGGGGCCGGCUCUGGGCUCUGCUUCUGGCAGGGUGGGCCCCCAGUAGUGGCCUGGGUGGGGGGGUCCAUGUGGUUGGCCCCGGGCGUCACCCCCGUCCCUGCUCUGUGGCCACUUUGCCUGUGGCCUGUGGAGAUCGGUGCGGGGUGGCCAGGGGAGAGGCUGAGGACGUCCACAGACGUGUCAUCUGUCCAGAGAGCCUCCUCCUGCUGCCUCGUGGUGGGGGCACUCUGCCCACCCACACGUGUCCUCUCGGACGGUCUCGUCCCCAGACGCCCAGGCUGUUCUCUCCAUGGCCCUGACCCCCUGGGAGUCAUUACCUUUCUGGUCCGUACAGGGUGGACCCUGCCCUCUGUAAAGCUCCCCCUGUGGGACCGUCGCUAGGGGACUUUCCCGUGGAGGUUGUAACACCACACGCCGUCCACUUCUGGCUGGGACUGGCCCAUCACCCAGAGCCGUCUGCACACCGAGCCCAAGGUGCUUCUCCGUGGCCAGCUGCUGGUCUUCAAGAGCUCCCCCGGCCUUGGGGCCUACAGGAGGACCGGGGCCUCUGGCCUGCUCCAGUCUGGUCUUCCCGGCCCUUUUGCACCCGAUGGAGUCCUGCUUCCCCAGCCUUGUGGCUGGAGGGUCAGGUCACGUGGUCUGCUGGUCAGCUGACAGGCUGUACUCAUGACUGCCGUGCCCGUUUCUCAUGAGAGACUAGUUCUCUGCGGGUUCGUUGGCAGCUUCUUUCUAAAGGCUCAGAGGCCUAGGCUGUGAUUCUCAGUUGAUUUAAGCCUCGUCAGGGGCUUAGCUGGCCCUGGGCCGGCUCUCCUUGCAGGCAGGUCACGUGGGAACGUCUUCCCACCCUUCACAUGUGCUCCCUGCAUCCGUGGCAGUGAUGUGGCCCCAGCUGUCGGGGAGGCCCUCGGUGGGGUGGGUUGGGCGGGGUGAUUGCAUCUGGAAGAAGCUGUGCUCUGGUCUGUGUCUGACUGCAGGCGAGGGCCCAGCACCCGGGGAGUGGAUGCGGCUGGACCUCUAGCUCCUGCUCGGCCUGGGGGACGGGCUAAAAGACUCCCGAUAUGGGCCCUGAGACUGGCGCUUUCGCCCAGGGGCAGCGAGCGGGUCGUGGGUGAGCUGGGGCCCUGGUCCCUCAGCCUGGGAGUGGGGCAGACCCCUGAGCCUCGCCCGUUCACCGCUGUUUCCUUCUCCCUUCUCAGUCCUGUCGGCAGCCGGGGCCCCUUCUGAGGGCGAGUGCAGCCUGGGGAGGCCGAGUGAGUCCUUGGGACGCUCAUGCUGCAGACAUUCUGAGGGCCUACUGUGCGCUGCUGCUGGCGGGGCCUCGUUCUGUUCCCGUGCGGGUGCGCCGGCUUCUGCGCCCCUUCUUCCUGAUGCAGAACUCCUCCAUGAUGAAGAAGACACUCAAGUGCAUCAGGUGGUCGCUGCCAGAGAUGGCCAGUGUUGGGCUGCUGCUGGCCGCCCACCUGUGCCUCUUCACCAUGUUGGGAAUGCUGCUCUUCCCCGGCGAGAAGGACGACAGGCGGGACAGGCAGCGGCUGACCUACUUCCGCAACCUGCCCGAGGCUCUGACCUCCCUCCUGGUGUUGCUCACCACCGCCAACAACCCUGAUGUUUCCCUUCCCUCUCCGACUUUUUCCCGUUUUCUUCCCUUUUCUUCCCAGUUUUCUUUCUCUGUUCCGUUCUCCUCUUCCCCUUGUUGUCUGUGUCCUGAGAAGCUAGAGGUGGACGGUGUUCUUUGUGUGGUGAUGGAUCAAGCUGUGCCCAGCGGGGCCCUUGGUGGUCUCCUCUUGGCGGCGCAGCCGUGGGUGAUGAUUCCUGCCUAUUCCAAGAACCGGCUCUACGCCAUCUUUUUCAUAGCCUUCACCCUGAUAGGGAGCUUGUUUCUGAUGAACCUGCUGACGGCCAUCAUCUACAAUCAGUUCCGGGGCUACCUGAUGAAGUCUCUGCAGACCUCACUGUUGCGGAGGCGCCUGGGCAUCCGGGCUGCCUACAAGGUCCUCUCGUCCAUGACGGCGGAGGGAGAAGCCCACCCCGAGGGAGUCGGGGUGAAGCCCCAGGACUUCCUGCAGGUGCUUCAGAAAGUCCAGCUGGACAGUGACCACAAACAGGCCAUCACGGAGAAGCUGCAUUCCCGCAGUGGGGACCUGCUGUCAGCUGACGAGUUUCAGAAACUCUUCGAUGAGUUUGACAAAAGGGUGAUUAAAGAGCACCCACCGCGGCCCGAGUACCGGUCUCCGUUUCUGCAGAGCGCCCAGUUCCUCUUCGGCCACCACUACUUUGACUACCUGGGCAACCUCAUGGCCCUUGGAAACCUCGUGACCAUCUGUGUGUUCCUGGUGUUGGAUGCACAUGUGCUGCCCAAGGACCGUGACGACUUCGUGCUGGGGAUUCUCAGCUGCGUCUUCAUCCUGUACUACCUGCUGGAGAUGCUGCUCAAGGUGUUUGCCCUGGGCCUGCGGGGGUACAUGGUCUCCUCCAGCAAUGUGUUCGACGGGCUGCUCACCGCCGUCCUGCUGGUUUUGGAGAUCUCAACUCUGGCUGUGUACCGCUUCCCACACCCGGGCUGGAAGCCGGAGGCGCUGGGCCUGCUGUCGCUGUGGGACGUGACCCGGCUGGUGAACAUGCUCGUAGCCUUCCGUUUCUUGCGCAUCAUUCGCAGCGUGGAGCUGAUGGCUGUGGUGGCUAGUACCAUCCUGGACCUGAUCAGAAACAUGCGGGCUUUCGGCGGGAUCCUGGCGGUGGUCUACUACGUCUUUGCCAUCAUCGGCAUCAUCCUGUUCCGAGGUGUCAUCGUGGCUCCUGGAAACAGCAGCCUGGCCCCUGACAACGGCUCCGCGCCCUGCGGGAGCUUCGAGCAGCUGGAGUACUGGACCAACAAUUUUGACGACUUUGCCGCCGCGCUGGUCACUCUGUGGGACGUGAUGAUCGUGAACAACUGGCAGGUGUUCCUGGACGCCUUCCGGCGCUACGCAGGCCCGUGGUCCAAGAUCUAUUUUGUGUUGUGGUGGCUGGUGUCGUCCGUCAUCUGGGUCAACCUGUUCCUGGCUCUGAUUCUGGAGAACUUCCUUCACAAGUGGGACCGCCGCAGUCACCUGCAGUCCCUCACAGGGGACCUAGGGGCCACCUCUGAGGUGACCGUGGAGCUCCUGUUCAGGGAUGUCCUGCAGGAGCCCACGGAGGAAGAGCUGGCAGAGAAGCUGAGCCACCACCCGCACCUGCAGCUGUGCAGGUGACAUCCAGACGCCUUCCUGGCUGGGGCGGCGGCAGGUGAUGCGGCCUCGGGAUGGGCGCUGGCCGGGGGAGGAGGCGGCCGCGGCCUACUGGAGAGGCUGCUCCCUUGGGCAGAGCCACCGUGCGUGCCGACGCUGGGACACACACAGGCCCUGGUUUGCAGCCGAGCUGGACCUCCUCCGCGGCCCCUCAGGCGCUCUCCGUGCCACCUUCUUUUUAUAAGCUGCUUCCCUGAGACUUAUUUUUCUAAAUAUUGAAAGAGGGUGACUGGGAGGGAGAUGCAGUGGCCCUCCCCCUGGGCCCUGGGAUUUCCGUGGUGCCUUCACUGCUGGUGGCCUUCAGGGACCAGAGGCCCACGUGGGGCCUGCACAGGCCAACCGGCAGCUUUCCAGGGCGUUAAGCUUGGGAUCCUGGUUUUACAUGAUAAGAAUCUGGACUGUGUUUUAUUAUUUUAUGGCUCGUGUGAGUGUGAUUGGGUGCGUUUCUUUAUGAGUGAGAAUGCCAAUCAUCUUCAUCAAUAAGUCUUGCAAAGAAGGAGGUGGUCAUCCUUAUUCCGACACGACUGUGCUUCUCUGGAACGGGGCCACCCGGUCUCAGCCUGUCAGGAGCCAGUGCUGUGGUUGGACCAGCCCUUGUGGUUCAUACUGUGUUAGCAACCACCGUCAGGAAACUUUGAAAAAAUAAAGGUUUAUUACUUACGAGA